AUGUUCCACACCGUGCAGCAGGGCAGGAUGUUUUGCGCUCCACGCGUCUGGCCAGACCUUGGGGGACCUACGGUGUUGAGGACCAUGCAGAUCCUGACUUUGGUGCUUUGUAGCUGCUCAGGAAAGGCAGCAGCCCUGCCUUGGAACCUGCCAUCCAACUCCAGCCGGGAAUACCAAGCAGACCGUGUCUUCAUCCACACGGAGAGCAGCCAGUAUUCACUGCCCUGCAGCCCUAUUGACAUGAAGGUGGCUGAUCCCACCUACCAGUGGGUGCAGGACAAGGCAGCCCCCAAGUUGCUUUCGGUCACCAAAGAGGGACAUCUCCUCUUCCAACACUUCCAAGCAGGCGACAGUGGGAAGUACUCCUGCACCAUCUCCUACAAGAAGCACGGGGUCCCUGUGUCCCAAACAUUUCACUACAGCGUCUUUGGAUACCAUGUGCCCGGAGGCCUGGACAUUGUGCUGCUCUUCCACAGCACGCUCUGUGAGGAUAAGUGGACCAAAAAGUUCCUGUGGGAUCUGCAGGAGAAGUUGAGGCAGCUGGAGAUUGAGCAGCACUGCAAAGUCCAGCUCGCUGCCACCUGCUUCCCCUCGCUCAACAACCCUUCAGAUGAGUUCAUCAUCCAAGUACGGCUAGAAGUGUCCCUCUUUGGACCCCAAUGGGAUGAACCCUGCAACUCCCAGAACAUGGAGAAGGCCAUUGACUGCUACCACAAAACAGUCCAGCACAACCUUGGGCAGGUCCAACUCGCCCUUAACAGGUUCUUCAAGGAGCACAAGUCCUUCCACAUCACAAGGAAUGAUACCCCCAGCAUCAACUUCACCAACGAGUUUGUCGGCUUCCUAAAGACCGAGCAGUGCAGCGAGGGCUAUGGGCAGACCAGGGAGCUGCAAAGAUGUCUCAACUGUUGCAUUGCAUGCCCACCAGGGACGUUCAGCCCUCCUAGGGCCAGCCAGUGUUCCCCAUGCCCUGUUGGGACCUACAGCCUGAUCUACGGGGUGGCAUUUUGCACUCCCUGCAAGGACAGCAUGAUCACCAUGGUGCCAGGUGCCAGCUCCAUCAUGGACUGUGGCAAGAAGGACAGGAACCAGCAAGUUGACUCCAUCGUGCACAGGAUCCCACUCCUGAUUCUCAUCAUCGUGCCAGCAAUACUAGCCCUCAACUUUCUCUUCAUCCCGAGCUCUUGUUACUGGUUUUGUCGAGAGUACAGGGUUUUGUCAAGAGACCCAGCCCCAGGAAACAUGGUGAUCAGUUUCUUCAGGAUCUCCAGGCAGCAUCUCCAGAAUGGACCUGCUGCUGGACCUGCCAUUCUUCUCCAGCUCACAAAGCUCUCCUUUGUGAUGAAGCAGGUGAUGAGACACAGCUUUGGCAUCAGCAAGCUGAAGGCAGGGGCCAAAGCCAGCGAUGGGACUGCUGGCUUCCAGAGUCUCCAAAGCAGGGACAGUGAAGACCUGGAGUAA
This is a messenger RNA of Calidris pugnax (ruff), 1461 nucleotides long. Its product is annotated as zona pellucida-binding protein 2-like. The transcript has 11 exons. Gene Ontology annotation, biological process: acrosome assembly; binding of sperm to zona pellucida. The record is from RefSeq and is a predicted model, not a curated record. Bases 1 to 1461 code for a protein of 486 amino acids. NCBI's taxonomy places the organism in Eukaryota, Metazoa, Chordata, Aves, Charadriiformes, Scolopacidae. Gene Ontology annotation, cellular component: zona pellucida receptor complex; acrosomal vesicle; extracellular region.